CCUUGCCUCAAAAGUCCCCUGGAAGACGCAUCACCGUUGGAUUUGGUGAUCAUCUGCACAGGCGCGCUGGAAUUGGUGUCUAAAUUAGGGCUCUGUUGGCUUAUUUAUGCACUUUACAACCAUUAUUCGUAUCCUUAUUCUCUCAAACUGUUGCUAGGGUUUCUGAAGCUUCGAAUCAUCCCAGGACGAAGGUACUGGUGUAGUGUGGCAAAGAUGAGGCCCAUUUUUUGUGGGAACUUCGAGUACGAGACUCGCCAAUCUGAUCUGGAACGUUUGUUCUCCAAAUACGGAAGGGUGGAGCGUGUUGACAUGAAAUCUGGGUUUGCUUUUGUUUAUUUUGAGGAUGAACGUGAUGCUGAAGAUGCCAUUCGUGGUCUUGACAAUAUGCCAUUCGGUUAUGACAGGCGCCGAUUGUCAGUAGAGUGGGCUAGGGGUGAGCGAAACCGUCAUCGCGAUGGGUCUAGGUCAGUGGCAAAUCAAAGACCUACCAAGACAUUGUUUGUAAUAAAUUUUGAUCCUAUUCGCACAAGGGUUCGUGACAUAGAAAGGCACUUUGAACCUUAUGGUAAAGUUCUUCAUGUCCGAAUUCGAAGAAACUUCGCUUUUGUGCAGUUUGAAACACAGGAAGAUGCUACCAAAGCUCUUGAAUGUACACACAUGAGCAAAAUAUUAGAUAGGGUGGUAUCCGUGGAGUAUGCUCUGAGGGAUGAUGGAGAGAGGGAUGACAGGAAUGAUAGCCCUAGAAGAGGAGGUUAUGGUAGACGUGGGGACAGCCCUUAUAGACGCUCACCAAGUCCAGGGUAUCGAAGGGGUCGACCAAGCCCUGAUUAUGGCCGAGCCCGCAGCCCAGUCUAUGAUAAGUACAAUGGUCCAGCCUAUGACAGGCACAGGAGUCCUGAAUAUGGUAGAUACCGCAGCCGAUCGCCCAUUCGGAGGUCAAGAACGUGAAGAGUUGCUGGGUCAAAGUGGGGAAACAUGCUGAACUGAAAUAUGCCAUUUUGUUGUUUGCGAGGUCGCUAGGUAGUUGUGUGUGAUCUUAAUGAUCUUUAGGACAAGUUACCAACUAGCUGAAAAUUGCACUGUUUUAGGUGAUAUUUUAGGCAGAAGUGGUUGCUGGUACUUUCAUUUGUAUGUUAACUUGUGUGAUUCGGACCAUGACUCUUUGAAGUCGAUGAAUGAUUAAUGGGAUAGAAUAUCAGCCUUUAUAUGUU
Molecule: messenger RNA, 1211 nt
Organism: Malania oleifera
Lineage: Eukaryota; Viridiplantae; Streptophyta; Magnoliopsida; Santalales; Ximeniaceae
Product: serine/arginine-rich splicing factor RS31
Exons: 6
Coding region: 214-948 (244 amino acids)
Biological process (GO): mRNA splicing, via spliceosome
Cellular component (GO): nuclear speck
Molecular function (GO): RNA binding
Source: RefSeq, a predicted model, not a curated record